Nerophis lumbriciformis (worm pipefish) is the source of this 1616-nucleotide messenger RNA. The record is from RefSeq and is a predicted model, not a curated record. Lineage: Eukaryota; Metazoa; Chordata; Actinopteri; Syngnathiformes; Syngnathidae.
AGGCACUUGAACGCACCACUGGGGAACAUGAAGCCCACAAUGAAGAUGAUGGAUUCAUUUGAUCUUGAGGGGAGGGGAGGAGAACACUCGGUUGUGUGUCGGAUUAUGGGUCGUUCAUGGAUCUGCUGCUCAUUGACUUUAUUAUUAAUAUUUGUUUUGGUGAAGCCAACGUUGACGGACAUUGACGACGAGUCCUGCAAUGGUGCAUUCGAUGUCUAUUUUGUGUUGGACAGGUCGGGCAGUGUGUCGGCACACUGGCAUGACAUCUAUGGAUUUGUGGAGCAGCUCACCAAAAAGUUUGUCAGUCCCAGGAUGAGGGUGUCCUACAUCGUCUUCUCAGCCCAAGCAGUAGUGAUCCUGCCGCUGACUGGAGACAGGUCCAAGAUAGAUGAAGGCUUGAAUGAACUCAGCCAAAUGAAGCCUGCAGGUGAAACUUACAUGCAUGAAGGCUUGAGAGCGGUGUCGCAGCAGAUGAAAACACAAAUGACUCCAUCACGCAGCAUCAUCAUCCUUCUGACUGAUGGCAAGCUGGAGGUUUACCCUUUUGAGCUGAGUGUGCAGGAGGCGGACCUGGCCAGAGGCUUUGGAGCCCGAGUGUACUGUGUCGGGGUCAUGGACUUUGACCACAAACAGCUUGCUGAAAUAGCAGACAGCGCAGAGCAAGUCUUCCCCGUGCUGUCGGGCUUCCACGCCCUCAAAGAUGUCGUCAGCUCUAUCCUCAAGCAGUCCUGCUCGCAAAUAUUCACCAUAGAGCCGUCAAGUGUUUGUGUCAAUGAGUCCUUCAAUGUGGUUCUGAGAGGGAGCGGCUUCAGCGGAUCAAAGAGGAAGGCCAACGUUCUCUGCUUUCUCACAGUCAGUCACAACACAUACAGCCAGAAGGCAACGGUAGCCGUGGAUGGUUACCUGCUGUGUCCAGCUCCUGUGCUGCAUGAGAUGGGACAGUCAGUGGAGGUGCUGGUGAGCUUCAACGAUGGCCAAUCCUAUAUUUCGGCUCCCAUGACCAUCUAUGCCACGACCUGUUCAGAUGGGAGUUGGGUGUUGUGGUUGCUGUUGGUUCUUCUCAGCUCGCUGCUUCUUGCUUUUCUUUGGUGGUUUUGGCCUCUGUGCUGCACUGUGGUGAUCAGAGACCCUCCACCCUCUCGUGCUCCUCCUCCUCCUCCUCCUCCUCCUGAGCAAGAAGAAGAUUAUUCCCCCAAACACAAGUGGCCUACAGUGGAUGCGUCUUAUUAUGGAGGCAGAGGUCCUGGUGGAAUCAAACGCAUGGAGGUGCGCUGGGGUGAGAAAGGUUCCACAGAGGAAGGUUCCAGGCUGGAGAAAGCCAAGAAUGCUGUUGUCAUCAUGGCGGAUGACGAGGACGAGGCCGUCAUACCUCGACCGCCACCCAGACCCCCACCAGUCUAUAAUUCCCUACCACACAAAUGGUACACUCCCAUCAAGGGGCGUUUUGAUGCGUUGUUGGCGUUGUUGAGAAGACAAUACCACAGAGUCGCCAUCAUGAGGCCAACACAGAACCACAAGGGCCGCUGCAUCAACUUCACCAGAGUCCACUGAAACACAAGAAAUGUGUUUUAUAUACUGUUGUAAUGUAUUAUUAUUAUUAAAUGUCUUUCCAUUUA